AUGAUCUUACAAAAGGAUGGAACUGAGAUAAAAAAGGUUAAUAUCACCGAUCCUGGGACGACAAGUUAUUCGUUUCCUGGUUUGGAGAAAAAUACCAACUACACAGUGAAACUGUUUUCCAGAAAUUUUGUAUUCGAGGGAGAUCCUACUCUAUGGAACUUUAAGACCAAGUUUGAAGGUGAGGAAUCAAAAGUGAUAUCGUGACUGACCACUUUCCACCAAUCAUUUUUUCGCCAACUUAGAUUUGUUGUGAGUAACCCAGUUUUAACAACGUUAUCUGCUUGCUGCAUUAUAAGAUUUUGGAUUUUCAGCGUUUGUCCCCUUCUUAGUGGCCAGUUUCCUUUCCCUUUGUGAUAAUUGUUUUAGAGACACCUACGUUUGAAGAAGCAUAAUAAUAAACAAUGAAAAACCAAUGAUCGUAGGUGAGAACAAUAGACAACCUACACGGUUACGUUCCGUAAAUGUUACCUGAUUUAUCAAGUAUUGUUUGCCUUGUCGUUUUUUUUUUUUUUUAAUUUUCUGAUGUUCACGUUUCAAAAUCUGCAAUAUGAAUCAGCCACAACAACAGCCGCUACAUAGGGACCUUAGGUUAUUUGGAUAAAUUUUUCCUAAACUCUUACUGACCAUAUUCAGAACGCCCAAUAACCAACUAUCCCUUUAGACAGUGAGAAGAUUUCCACACAUCGUUUGACCAAAGAAUUGAAGUUUGAAGAAAUGGGCCUUUCAUGAAUGUCGCUUCUAAUAUGCAAAUAAUAUGGGGAAAUCUUGUCAAACAGUGUGUGGACGGCCUCGAAGAAUCCUUCGUAUAUUUUCUUUAAGAUGAGAAAUAGCUUAUUUUCAUUUUGCAGGGAUUAGCCCAAACCAAAACAAUUAAGGUUGCCGUUUUCAAGAAAGUUUCUUUCGAAUCUCAUCCGGCACAUAUCUCACUCAACAAAAAAAAUAUUUUGGUAACAGUUGUGAACUUAGUAACUGAAUUGAGCAGCCGUAAUAUGGCAAUGAAGUUCGUCGCACCUGUUAUCGCUUAAGCGCUUCUUGUCAUUGCCUCCUCGGUUGGCAAACCCCCUGAAGAAAAAAGCUUGUUGUCUCGGCGGAAAAACCCGUGCCAGCUUAUAUUUGCAGAAGAAGAAUCGUAGGCCUGUACUUAAUCAUGCGCGAUGUCAAACUUUUCAAAAGCGGAAAGUAGUUGCACACGAACUGAGAUCCUUUCUGUAACUACGUGACACAAACGAACGGUGAAUUGUGACGUCAUCUAUGCAUCGGUCCUUCAUUUGAUCACGUGUAAAUAGCAAUUACAAUGCCAGUAGAAGUCAGUGUAUCGUUCAAAUUCGCCUCAUAAAUGCAGUAUUUGUUUUAGGCAAUAACCGACCAUCAUUUUAGACUUCUCAUUAUCACUUUUUGUCCUUUCAAAUUAUUUUGAAUUUAUCUCAAUACUUAACUUAAUUUGGUUGCCAUACACUUUCGUCUCAGAAAUAUCCCAAACAAAUCCUCGACCAGUUUACAGAUUAGUUAAUCAUUGAUAAUGGUUCUGACCAGGUUUGUAACAAGAAAUUAUAUAAUUAUUAGAAAUUUCACGCUGUUCGUGUCGUUGACAUCAAUCUAGGAGCCCCAGAUGUGGUCGAAAUAGACGAACUGCCAGAUAAAACAACAGACGAUACAAUUACCUUAAAGUGGAAGGAGCCAGAAAGUUAUGGAAAAGUUAUAACCAUGUACACAGUGUACCAAAGAGUAGUGACUGAUUGGAAAGUGGGACAGUGGACAGAAAUAAGGAGAAUCAGAGAUGUUUCUGUGAGAGAAUUGAAAAUAGCGUUGGAGAGAGGAAAGGUGUAUCAGUUUGCCAUUACUGCAACUAAUGAGUUUGGUGAAAGCCUGAAACAAGAGAGAGCAAACAUCCAGCAAGUCAAGGCAGAAGGAAGUAUGUUCAAAUGAAUCUUAUUUUCCCCUUUCAACGGUUUAUCCUUUUCUUUACUUAGUUUUCAAGGACUCUCCGUGUCAUGAACAUCGAGGUUUUUACGGGUGAAUUCUUCACUUGCAAGAACCUUAAUCAGUGAGAAAAAUUUUUACUUACGUCGCAGUUGAUAUUUGUAUGCCAACUGCAAAUAUAUGGCAUAUCUAUUAACUGAGAUUUUAAUCAUUGGCUGGCACACACAGAUAUUUUAAGUCUGACACAUGCUGAUCUGAAUCUGGUAAGAGAAGUCUGAAACACUUUCGUUUAAUCUUCUUACAUUUAAAUUAACUGCUUUUUUCUUUCCUUUGCCGCCAUCACUUAGCUGAUGCAUCUCUCCCACAUCAAAAAAUUUCACUCUCCCACACUGAAUUCCGAGAACUCUUCUGUCAUUUUCACUACCACGGCACUUUAUUCUUCAUACCGAUGAAAGCGACUUAGAACUUAGCCUCCUCUUCACACCGUAAUUUCGACACCAGAUUACUGAACCGCGAGAACUCAGAAUUGUCGGCGAUUUCGCUUUAGCUUAAUUAAGGAUGUAUAGUCACGCUGCCUCACGCUGCGAAGAGAGAAGUUGUCUAUCUUUUCACAGGUUUUCUUCGGUGAGGCUACAGAGCGUGACGCAAACUUCCUGUCUCAAGGUCAUGAAGGGUAUUCAUUUUCUUAGGUCUUAUGUCUUAGUUUUCGGGGAUCUUCGUUUUUUUAGCUACAAACGUAGUUCACUUUCUCUUUGUUGAUAAUCUCUUUUCAGUCUCUUUUCUGGAGCUCUUUUUAUUCUCUUCUCACAUUGGUCUUCGCUAGAUAUUCGCCGUUCUACUUUACCCUUUUCUUGUUCUCUAUCGUCUUCCCCUCGCUGUGUUCUGCCUAUUCUUCGCCCUAUCAAACCCCAUUUCGUGUUUUUCUGGACUCGCUCCACGCCUUUUAAGUUCUUUCUCUCUUUGGUCUCUCUCUCUCUCUCUUUAGAUCUAUAAGUAGAUAUUUGCUACUUUUUUUCUACUUACGAUUUUAAUUCAUUUAAUUAAAUAAGGAAGCGAUUUAAAAGGCAUUGUCUUAAACAAUAAUACUUUAUUCUUCGACUGUUGUAGACAGAAACUAAAUUCUAAGGAAUAUAACAUUUCUAUAACCUUUUGUAUAUCACCUACGUAGCAACUACCUACUCUGCGGUACGCGGACCUAAAUUUUAAAUUAAAAUCCGGCUUUUGGCCAAAUCCGAAGGUCAUUUAGGUAAGGAUAAAUGCCUUCAAACCCCCCAUCAAUCUGAAAUAUUUUUUUGGUUCUUUGCCAAGCUUAGUUUGAAUAAUAUCCUGUUGUUAGCUCACAAUUAAACUCGACCUUAAUCUGAACAGGAUUUUUUGAAGGUGGCCAUACCUUUUUUGCCUCUCUCUCUCUCUCUUUGAUCUCUCUCUCUUUGGUCUCUCUCUUUGGUCUCUCUCUCUUUGGUCUCUCUCUUUGGUCUCUCUCUUUGGUCUCUCUCUCUUUGGUCUCUCUCUCUUUGGUCUCUCUCUCUUUGGUCUCUCUCUCUUUGGUCUCUCUCUUUGGCUCUCUCUCUUUGGUCUCUCUCUCUUUGGUCUCUCUCUCUUUGGUCUCUCUCUUUGGUCUCUCUCUUUGGUCUCUCUUUGGUCUCUCUCUCUUUGGUCUCUCUUUGGUCUCUCUCUUUGGUCUCUCUUUGGUCUCUCUCUUUGGUCUCUCUUUGGUCUCUCUUUGGUCUCUCUUUGGUCUCUCUUUGGUCUCUCUCUUUGGUCUCUCUUUGGUCUCUCUUUGGUCUCUCUCUUUGGUCUCUCUUUGGUCUCUCUCUUUGGUCUCUCUCUUUGGUCUCUCUUUGGUCUCUCUUUGGUCUCUCUCUCUUUGGUCUCUCUCUUUGGUCUCUCUCUCUUUGGUCUCUCUCUUUGGUCUCUCUCUCUUUGGUCUCUCUCUUUGGUCUCUCUCUUUGGUCUCUCUCUUUGGUCUCUCUCUUUUGUCUCUCUUUGGUCUCUCUCUUUGGUCUCUCUCUUUGGUCUCUCUUUGGUCUCUCUUUGGUCUCUCUUUGGUCUCUCUCUUUGGUCUCUCUUUGGUCUCUCUCUUUGGUCUCUCUUUGGUCUCUCUCUCUUUGGUCUCUCUCUCUUUGGUCUCUCUUUGGUCUCUCUCUUUUGUCUCUCUCUUUGGUCUCUCUUUGGUCUCUCUCUUUUGUCUCUCUCUUUGUUCUCUCUCUUUGGUCUCUCUUUGGUCUCUCUCUUUGGUCUCUCUCUUUGGUCUCUCUCUUUGGUCUCUCUCUUUGGCCUCUCUCUCUUUGGUCUCUCUCUCUUUGGUCUCUCUUUGGUCUCUCUCUUUGGUCUCUCUCUUUGGUCUCUCUCUCUUUGGUCUCUCUUUGGUCUCUCUCUCUUUGGUCUCUCUUUGGUCUCUCUCUCUUUGGUCUCUCUUUGGUCUCUCUCUUUGGUCUCUCUUUGGUCUCUCUCUCUUUGGUCUCUCUUUGGUCUCUCUCUUUGGUCUCUCUUUGGUCUCUCUCUUUGGUCUCUCUUUGGUCUCUCUCUUUGGUCUCUCUUUGGUCUCUCUCUUUUGUCUCUCUCUUUGGUCUCUCUCUUUGGUCUCUCUCUCUUUGGUCUCUCUUUGGUCUCUCUCUUUGGUCUCUCUCUUUGGUCUCUCUCUUUGGUCUCUCUCUUUGGUGCCUCUCUCUCUUUGGUCUCUCUCUCUUUGGUCUCUCUUUGGUCUCUCUCUUUGGUCUCUCUCUUUGGUCUCUCUCUCUCUCUUUGGUCUCUCUCUCUCUCUUUGUCUCUCUCUCUUUGGUCUCUCUCUCUUUGUCUCUCUCUCUCUUUGGUCUCUCUCUUUGGUCUCUCUCUCUCUUUGGUCUCUCUCUUUGGUCUCUCUUUGGUCUCUCUCUUUGGUCUCUCUUUGGUCUCUCUCUUUGGUCUCUCUUUGGUCUCUCUUUGGUCUCUCUCUUUGGUCUCUCUUUGGUCUCUCUUUGGUCUCUCUUUGGUCUCUCUUUGGUCUCUCUCUCUUUGGUCUCUCUUUGGUCUCUCUCUUGGUCUCUCUUUGGUCUCUCUUUGGUCUCUCUUUGGUCUCUCUCUUUGGUCUCUCUUUGGUCUCUCUCUUUGGUCUCUCUUUGGUCUCUCUCUCUUUGGUCUCUCUCUUUGGUCUCUCUUUGGUCUCUCUCUUUGGUCUCUCUCUCUUUGGUCUCUCUCUUUGGUCUCUCUCUUUGGUCUCUCUCUUUGGUCUCUCUCUCUUUGGUCUCUCUCUCUUUGGUCUCUCUCUUUGGUCUCUCUUUGGUCUCCUUGGUCUCUCUUUGGUCUCUCUUUGGUCUCUCUCUUUGGUCUCUCUUUGGUCUCUCUCUCUUUGGUCUCUCUCUUUGGUCUCUCUUUGGUCUCUCUCUUAUGUCUCUCUCUUUGGUCUCUUUCUUUGGUCUCUCUUUGGUCUCUCUCUUUGGUCUCUCUCUCUUUGGUCUCUCUUUGGUCUCUCUCUUUGGUCUCUCUCUUUGGUCUCUCUCUUUGGUCUCUCUUUGGCCUCUCUCUCUUUGGUCUCUCUCUUUGGUCUCUCUCUCUCUUUGGUCUCUCUCUUUGGUCUCUCUCUCUUUGGUCUCUCUCUUUGGUCUCUCUCUCUUUGGUCUCUCUUUGGUCUCUCUCUUUGGUCUCUCUUUGGUCUCUCUCUCUUUGGUCUCUCUUUGGUCUCUCUCUUUUGGUCUCUCUUUGGUCUCUCUCUUUGGUCUCUCUUUGGUCUCUCUCUCUCUUGGUCUCUCUCUCUUUGGCUCUCUCUUUGGUCUCUCUCUUUGGUCUCUCUCUUUGGUCUCUCUCUCUUUGGUCUCUCUCUUUGGUCUCUCUCUUUGGUCUCUCUCUUUGGUCUCUCUCUCUUUGGUCUCUCUUUGGUCUCUCUCUUUGGUCUCUCUCUUUGGUCUCUCUCUUUGGUCUCUCUCUUUGGUCUCUCUCUUUGGUCUCUCUCUUUGGUAUCUCUUUGGUCUCUCUCUUAUGUCUCUCUCUUUGGUCUCUUUCUUUGGUCUCUCUUUGGUCUCUCUCUUUGGUCUCUCUCUCUUUGGUCUCUCUCUUUGGUCUCUCUCUUUUGUCUCUCUCUCUUUGGUGUCUCUCUUUUGUCUCUCUCUCUUUGGUCUCUCUCUUUGGUCUCUCUCUCUUUGGUCUCUCUCUUUGGUCUCUCUCUCUUUGGUCUCUCUUUGGUCUCUCUCUUUGUUCUCUCUCUCUUUGGUCUCUCUCUCUUUGGUCUCUCUCUCUUUGGUCUCUCUCUCUUUGGUCUCUCUCUCUUUGGUCUCUCUCUCUUUGGUCUCUCUCUCUUUGGUCUCUCUCUCUUUGGUCUCUCUUUGGUCUCUCUCUUUGGUCUCUCUCUUUGGUCUCUCUUUGGUCUCUCUCUAAUGUCUCUCUUUUUGGUCUCUUUCUUUGGUCUCUCUCUCUUUCUUUGGUCUCUCUCUCUUUCUUUGGUCUCUCUCUCUUUCUUUGGUCUCUCUCUCUUUCUUUGGUCUCUCUCUCUUACUUUGGUCUCUCUCUCUUUCUUUGGUCUCUCUCUCUCUUUCUUUGGUCUCUCUCUCUCUUUCUUUGGUCUCUCUCUCUCUCUCUCUCUCUCUCUCUCUCUCUCUCUCUCUCUCUCUCUCUCUCUCUCUCUCUCUCUCUCUCUCUCUCUCUCUCUCUCUCUCUAUUUCUUCCGUUUGGAAAAGGGAAAAGCUUUAGCUAUGAGUAUCGUUGCUUUGCAAGUUUAUUAGAAAAUUGCAAAAUACCAAGAAUCACUUUUCAACAACAACCUCACCAGUAUGAUUUCCCGCUCAAAACACGGGUUGCAAAUUCUUUCCUUGCGCUGCUUCACAUCCUCUAACCAACAUGAAACCUUUCUAGGUUUCUACAAAAAUCUUUGAAGUUGAAUCUUAAGUAAUAAUAAGAAGAGAAGAACUGAAAAAAUAACGGGUAGAAAGUGACUAUUCUUUUCAAUUUACUACAACUAUCAGAGGAGUUUGACACAAAAGAGAAAACUGUGGAGUGAACAAUCAUAACUGGCGACAUAAAGAGAAGAUAUAAGAGAAGCCCGUACGUUUCUGGCGUAUUGUUUCACUGACUCACUCUGCUCAUUUCUACCCAUCUAUUAGUCGACCGGUAAUCUCUUAACUGGAAGUUGCUUAUGGUCGUUUCUUUCAACUCUGACUCAUUUUCCCACACCAAAGUUCACAAUAACGCUCAAUGAAAUAUCAUUUCAGCCGACGCUGACAUCAUACACGACAUCUGAAGAAGAAAACAUUAUUUAUUCUGAACCUGUGCGCACUCUGAUUGCCUUGCAUCAUGGUCGCAAAAGUAAAACUGAAGCCCCGUUUAAACGGUCAUGACAGUUGACGAUAGUGUCAACUAUCAAGCGCGUUUGAACACGAACUGUCAUGUUCUAUCAUAACAUUUCAUCAAAAAUCAUGUAGUUUGGACAUGUCCAAAUUCGACAUGAUAGGUAAUGAUAGUUUUUGCUGUUUGAACGAGAGAAGGAGUGAAUGAUACUUGUUAGGUCAGCAGUUUUGCCCAAAAACGGGCUCAAACCGAAAUGGCAACGGUAAAAUGACUAAAAUAGUCGUCGAAAUUUCCCAGAAUGUCUCGUAGUUAAUUCCUAUCAUUUCCUGGUAGGCUUCAGUAUCUUUAACUUGUAACUUCUUGACUAAAAUUUCAAGUGCCGCUGAAAUUGCUGACCUCAGCGCGCACCGUAUUUGUGUACAAUUACGCGAUCUCAUUGCGUGAUAUUUUGUCAACUAUCAUUGACUGUCAUGAACCGUUUGAACACAAACUUGAUAGUCAAUGAUGUGAAUGAAAGUUGCAACUGUCAUUCAGUUGUCUAUCAUUAACGUUCAUGAUCGUUUGAACGGGGCUUAAGUCAUUUGCAUCUUGUCGCAGUCGAGUGAACAUCUUUUAUGGAAGAGAGAGUAGCGAGAAAUGUAUAUAAUGGGAAUUCACUGUUUGUUGCUGCUCCUUCGUUAAAAAGGAAAGUUAAAAAGAGUUGAAGGGCCUGUGGGCUCUCGUAAUUCUUCCGCGACCAAAUUCGUUCUUAGGAGGCAACUAAAGAGAUUCAGAAAGAAUCGAAACAGCAGUCUUGCUUAAGGAUCUUCACGAACGGCAGCAAUUACACUCCCAGCUGAUGGCUGUGUGAAUGAUAUCGAAUUCAGAAAUUGCAUUCCUAGACGGGACUUAUUUAUAAUGACAGGGAAUCGACCCUUGACAUGCAAAUGUAUUACAAAGAGAUAGAGUCAUCCACCAGGCGUAAAUAGGGGGCUGGAAUUUGAGGUCGCUACGUUGAUUACUGUAUCAGUGCUAUUUUUUCCACCAGAGAGGAACUUGGUCAUUUUUUAAUUGCGGUCAGUUACUUUCAUUGAGCUCUAAAAUAGAUCUAGGAAAUUUCUGACACCUCUUUGGCUUCUCUAGAAGUCAAAGUUAACAGAUAACAGUCUAUGCAUCAGUGGGUGUGCUACAGACCCACAAUGUCUCAUAGUUUUGUCAUCUUCAAAUCUAUCACAUGUCAAGAAUACCAUUCCUUAUUCUCAGUGUCUUAGGCUUCAUCGCCUAUAUACUGACAGUUCUGAUUUUCCAAGAUGUCAGAGGUAAUACGCCAGUUCUUCUCCUACCCUUGUCAUUCAAGGGAGUCUUAAACAACUGAUCGAAAGUCGGUAUUCUACAAACGUCACAGAAGGAAAAAAAUGAUCCAUUUUACCGGCAAGACCUGUCCUUCUAACAAAUAUAAAUUUCUUCAAAAUGAUCCAAAAACUGGUAUAUUAUUUUCGCAUAAAACAUAGACAACUAUUUGGUCAUAAAUACUUUCUAAAUAAAUGAUCAACCCGAGGCUUUCACCUUGCGUGCAUGACACAAAAUUUUUCCUUUCAUAAAUAAUGUUGAGACCAAUGUCAUCUAUGUCAUAACUUGCGGUUAUUUCAAAAAGUUAUACUUCAGCGAAAAAGGAAGACGACUAGGGGAAUGAUUCUGACAACACCAUCGUGACGCAGAACACAAGAAAAACAAUAUCUCUCAAAUUGGCCUCACAUUCGUACAUUUUAGGUCAGUGUUCUUUGUAAGUAAAGGCUGUUUUUUACACAGGAGGUCAAAUGAUAAUUCUUGUGCAAACAAACAAACGUUCAUUUUCAAUCAUAUUUUGUUUUUUUCCCAGUUCAAACAGUAAGCACAGAAGUUUACCUGACAGCGAUAAUACAGGAGAACUGUAGCAGACGUUCGGAAGUUGCUGCGAAAUUUCCAGAAAUGGUUAGAUAAUCUAUUUGAUCCAUAUACUGGAGUUUAAGGAAUACUGCCAUGAGAUUUAUCAUGAAAAGUGAAUCUUAUUCAAUCUGUUCUUGAAUGAAAUCUUAAUAUUUCUGUUAAAAAAAUAAGAUAUUCUGAACGAUCUUCAAUACGUGACAAGUAUUUCAAUAUACUUUUUUUCUUGAUAUGUCCUUUUAGGCUUGUCAAAUUGCCUUUAGGUUUGGCUGCUCAUCCGCCAACACUGUGAACACCAGGUAAGGUACAGUUUGUUGUUCUACACUGAAACAACAAAUGCAAACUCAAAUUUGCCUUCUUGUAGGAGAGAGGAGCUUUAUUUCUAUGUGUUGUAUUUUAGCUGUAAAAGUGUUUUUUCUGCUCUAGCAAAUCUUAUUUAAUACAAGAUAAUUUAUGUUUGAAGUAUAUUGUCUUUAAUCUAUAGUAAUCAGAGAAUGACAUGAAUUAAUUUUAUUUACCUUGGUUUAUUACACUGGUUAAAUCUCAAUAUAUUUUAACUCUUAAAAGUCACCAAAGUACGAAUGUGUGCGAUGAUACUCUUUUCUCACCCCUCCCCCCACCCCCUUAUCUAGGUGUGGCAGUGUUGUUCUUGACUUUAUGAUGAGGUUCAAUCAAAAUGUAGUCGUCAGAAAUGUUUUGAUUGUCCUGUCGGAUGCUGCAAGGCAAGACAAAUUCGGAGGUUUUAAAGUCAAUCCAGACUCAAUUAAACAAGUUUUAAUACCCACAGAGGGCUCGGAAAGCACAACAAAAGGUAAAUUUUACAAAGACAUUGUUCAAUGGUUACAUGUAUUCUUCCGAAGAUGGACUGUUUAUAAUUGUAUUCCGUAUCUAUUUAAUUAAACAACUUAUUCUGUGACUGAUACACUUCAAAGUUUUUGCUUUUAACGUUGUUGUUUUAUUUAAUUAAACAAAAUCUUUUAAAAAUUAUUUUAGAGAGAGUAGCACCUUUCUCUUCUUUUGUACCAAGCCAAUUAGAGUUAACGUUUUUCCGUCAUGAACCUAAGCUAUGUAGUGAGAGCAGUGUAUCGACCAGGAUCAGUGUAAAUGUUUUUUGAAUGUUAUUUCAUCAAGCUUUGUAAAAUGAAUCAUUUUAGGUCCUGAAGAAUGUAACUGCCCAUCUAACAACGUCUUGUUGGCCAUAAUUGGGGUUCUUGCCUUCACAGUCAUUCUUCUAAUUAUUUACAUAAUCUGGCUACAUAAGAAAGGUAGGUAAAAAAUUCAUAAUCUAUGUCAGAGGGUUUGGCUGCAAGACUCUUUUUUACGCAAAAGCAAAUUUUUACGCACGUUUACAUCAUUGGUAUUUUUUCCUUUCGUUCUUUUUCAGGCGCUGUAGGGAAACAGAGGUAAUAAUUUUCUGCUAGUUGGAUUGUGUCGAUGUAAUGUGCCCGAUAUGGUUUCAUCUUAACACAAAACUCCAAUAAAAACUGAUGAAAUUCUUAGCGUUUUAUAAUUAUUUCUAUGCUUUCUCAACUGUAGGACUUAUGAAGAUGAGAGACGUGUUUGCGACGUAAGUUACAGCUAAGACAUUGAGGUCAUGUUAGUGUGACCAGAAAUUAUGUAAUCUUACUUUACCUCUACUUUCUAUGAGAAAAUAAACGCUUGCAGCAAAUAGGAAGGAAAAAAUUUGUAGUUCUACAUAAAAAAAAAAGCAUAUUGCAUCAGUGGCGGAUGCAAUGAAAUAAAAGAGGAAGUUAGGCUCGAUAAGGUCUUUGUCCUGUGAUCAUGUCCUUUACCAAGCCACUCCAUGGAUUUUCCUUCGAUUGUCCCCGGUUCAACCGCUUGGUUUCACUUCGUAGAUCGCUAACUGGUCUGCACCCGGUUGAUAUUUGCUCUCUAAAUAAUAGAUUUCGCGCAUUUUGGCCUUCGUAUUUUCUUGAUGCCUUAUUUUCUAAACGUGAGUUUAGGAGCUGAGUACAGCAAGAGUUUUUUGGUGCGUUUAUUUGUCAAAAUAUUGGACUACCAAUCGACAAUCUUCACGUUGCAGUUUGUAGCUUCGGCGAAUAUGGUAUGAACCUCGAUCACUCUAUUGGACAUGAUAGUUUCAAAAGCAGAGAACAAAAUGUUAUUGAUAAUAAGGACAAGGGAUUAUAAACUAUUUAUAAUCUCUUGUCAUGGAAGAAUAUAAACGUUUGUCUGAUUAAAAUGGAUAAACUGAUUUUUAUUACCAUGUUUUAUUACCAUGUGUGACUUUCUACUGGAAUUAAUAACAGAUUUGGGAAUGAAUACCUUAACGGUAUGUUGAUUUAAUAGAACGAAACAGGAUUAGAAGAUAUCGAACCAAGUCUGCCCGAUUCAAGAAAACUCACUCAGCCUCCUGCGGAAUACAUGGAUCUCAUAGAAGUCAACAAAGAUAAUCGAAAAGCACAAAGUACCGCUCCAGGUGCUGAUUACAUGCCUCUUCAUACGUUAACACGCUGCUGGGAAGUUCCAAGACAUCACGUGACCAUAGAAAAAAUCAUUGGUAAAGGUGCUUUUGGUCAGGUUGCCAAGGGAACGGCAGUAGGACUUCGAGGGAGUCCUAAAACAACCACAGUGGCUAUUAAGAUGCUUAAAAGUGAGCUCUUCUACUGUAAAUUGAAUGACAGUCUAAGCCUACAGGCAUUCAGGAAAUAUUACCGGAUUACUGUUACAGUAGUUAUUUAGCUAUUUGCCAUUUCAUAAGUUAUGUUGUUAUUCCGACAUUUCGCAUAUUUAUUCCCGUUAACCAAAUUUUACUCCUUGUUUUUAAUGCUCCAGCAAACGCUGCUGAAUCGGACAAGAGAGAUCUGAUGAAAGAACUUGACACAAUGAAGCAGCUAAAACCACAUCCUUAUGUCAUUAAACUUCUGGGAUGUGUUACGGAAUCUGGUAUGCUUUAGUUAUGCGGGUCUAAUUUUGCUGUACAAAUUUUUCUUAUGAUUUACUCUGUGACGCUUUUUCGUCAUUGUUAAUUUCUCUCAAUGGAAGAGUGGCCGCUUCACAAUUGAGCACAACAAACAACCAUCGCUUAAGGUAAUUUUAUCUUGUUUUAGCCAACACAGACGUUCCUGGAUUUACUAAUAGACUAAGACCGAAUAUUUACCACUGAACGGAUCAUUCUGUUGUAUAAGCAGAAAUGCUUUUUGUGUGGGAAUAAUUGGUCUGUAACUUCUUAUGAGACCAUCACAUAGACCGUUUCUUGUUAUCAUGCGAUUUCCUCAAAAGUGUUGACCACGACUGGGCUAUUCAUCUAUUUCAAUUACUGCUUUUUUUUUUAAAGAAAGUAACAUAUCAAUUAAAUUGUUUAAUUUCUUCAGAACAGCUGUUGGUUUUGAUUGAAUAUGUACCUUUUGGGGAUCUGCUGGGUUACCUGAGAAAGAGCCGUGGAUUAAAAGACACUUACUACAAAGACCCAGAUAUCAAACCACAAACAAAUCUGACGUCACAGCAGCUGAUAAAGUUUGCUUGGCAAAUUGCUGAUGGAAUGAGUUACUUGUCCUCAAAAUCUGUAAGUUAAUUAAAAACACAAAGGACAAACAAUUCUGAAACCUUCUUGUGGGGUCUAUCGUCAUGUUAAGCUCUCUCUUGCAUAGAAUAUUAUGUCUUCACAAGAUCACGCCCGGGAGAUGCAAACGUGUGAUAGAUAGAUAGAUAGAUAGAUAGAUAGAUAGAUAGAUAGAUAGAUAGAUAGAUAGAUAGAUAGAUAGAUAGAUAGAUAGAUAGAUAGAUAGAUAGAAAGAAAGAAAGAAAGAAAGAUAGAUUAGAUAGAUAAGAUAGAUUAGAUAGAUUAGAUAGAUUAGAUAGAUAGAUUAGAUAUAUAGAUAGAUAGAUAUAGAUAGAUAGAUAGGUAGAUAGAUUAGGUAGAAAGAUUAGACGGAUAGAUAGAUAGAGAUAGAUAGAUAGAUUAGAUAGAUAGAUUAGAUAGAUAGAUUAGAUAGAUAGAUUGAUAGAUUGAUAGAUUAGAUAGAUAGAUAGAUAGAUAGAUAGAUAGAUAGAUAGAUAGAUAGAUUAGAUAGAUAGAGUAGAUAGAUAGACGAGAUUUAUUACAUCGUUCGAUACGUCUAUCCUUCAGUGAGUUCAGGUUAAACAAUUAAAGGUUGUAGAGAUAUGAUAGGUCAAGUGAAAUUAUAGAUAGGGCGCGUUUUUUAACAUGUUCUAUGUCGUUGCUUAAAUAAUCAGGCAGUGCAUGAUGGUAAAGAGGAGCACAAUAUUCGAAUACAGGUGAAUUCAAUGUGAGAAUUGCGAUAUUUGUGCAUCGUUGCAAGUGUACCUCAUCGAAAUAAAAUAUCUGGAUUUUUCUCGUGUGGGCAAAGGCAGAGAUGUGAAUGAAUAGGAUCUUUUAAGAUAUUCAGCUUAAACUGAGUGUACAACAAAUAUCCAUUUUAGUGACAAGAAAGAAAAAGAAUUAAAACCUCAAAUUAAAAAAAUUCGUCUUUGGUCGCUAAACUACUUCAUUACAGAAUCCUAUUUCGAUUAAAAUGUUAACAUGAGCGUUUUACAAAAUAACUACGUAUUGCAGACAUAAAGUAGUUUGCUUCUCUUUGGAAUAUGAAGCAGAUAUUGUAGUAGUUUUAACUUUCUGCCAUCUGGAAGAAAAAGAAAUACGCACACCAUAUUGUAUGUUGCUAGAUAUUUCUAUUUUCCUCUCUGAACCAUUUCAUUUCAGUUCUUUUUCUUCUACAAUCGCUACUUUUUGCUGUUACAUCAAUGCUUUCUUAGAUCAUUCACCGAGACCUAGCGGCCCGUAAUGUGUUGGUUGGACAAAAAGAGACUUGUAAAGUGACUGACUUCGGAAUGGCCAGAGAUGUGCAGCAGGAAAAUAUUUAUGAACGAAAGACUAAGGUAAUCAAGAAAAAGGGGAGGUGAGGGCGGUAUUACAUUUCGUUCAGUUUAGUAAUCUUUCACCAUCAUUGUUGUGGUAAAGGUGAUAUAUUCCUGAUUUCGAUCAUGAAUUCCUUGGGACCUUAAUGAAACUAUCAGCCAUGCGUAUACGAGUAUGAUUUAAAAUAUCACUAUUUUUGACUUAUCGCUUCCUAUAAUUCUCGAGCUGUUUCACAAAGUGUUGUUUAAAAUCUUUAGGGCCGUCUUCCCGUGAAAUGGACAGCUUAUGAGGCCUUAAUGUAUGGUAAAUAUACCACCAAAAGUGACGUGUAAGUAUAACCGAUUAUUACCCGUAGCAGUUUAUCAAAAAUUUUAUAAUUUUAAUCAGGACUUGAGUUCUAUGCUUUGCCGAAGAAUACAUUUAUUUUAUUCGUCGUAUAUACUGUUUAUGUCUAUAGUCACUUAAUUUAUGUUCGUUUGAUUUGUCUUUCUGCAGAUGGAGUUAUGGAGUUUUGUUGUACGAGAUUUUCACCAUAGGUAACAUCGAGUGGAAUUUUAUGAGGUUCUGUAGAUGUUUUUUGCUUUAUACCAUGUUUAAUUAAACAAUGUAUCGUGUUUAGUUAGACGAACGUUAUGACCUUCAAACUACAUCCAGUGACAGAGGCGGUGUUUCAUUGAAGGUCGUUUUUUCGUUACACUUAUAUUUUGAUGGUCUUGUGGUUCUUUCAGGCGGUUCACCUUACCCACGAAUGGAUGGAAGAAAAAUUGCAAACUUACUCCAGGAUGGAUACAGGAUGCCUAAACCACAACACGUCGAUGAAAAAUUGUAAGUUUUCUUUGUUUACUCGUUCUCCCUCGUCGUACAAGGAGACGUUCCUUAAAUCUUCAACAGAUCAUUUGAACAAUACCAGGUAUCAGAUCAUGAUGAAAUGCUGGAAGAAUGACCCAGACGCAAGACCAACUUUCACUGAAUUGAAAAAUCAGCUUAAGGACAUGGAAACCCUACACAAGGUCAGAAUUUUGAUCAGUAUGAAAGUUUCUUUUCACGUAGGACCGACCGGCUUAGGCUCAGCUAAUUAGGGUUAAACUUAACAGCAUUGAGCCUAAAUAGCGUAGUAAUAUGUACUCAUCUUUGUAAUUUUUAAGAAAUUUGCAUUACAUCUUUUUGUUAAGUCACUGAAGCUAGUACUCCACGAAAAACAUCAAAGAAGUGAACUAGAAUGUCUCAAUGACAAUUAACACUUUAUUGUUAUUUAAAAGAUCAUAGGAUGAUUGCAAAACAGCAUUGAGACGCACAAAGAGUAGCAGACGACGGCGCCAUAAAAUACUUCGUCCUUGAAUUUGUUUUGGUGUGAAAACCUUACCACUCAUGAGAAUAACCACUUUAAACUUUUUUAAUGGUGCUGAUUAUUAUAUUAUUUUUUCUCUGCAGAAGCUAAUUGACAUGAAAAUGUACGACAAGCAAUUGUAUGCAAACGUCGAGGAUUUAACGGUGUAGUUAGAUACACAUCCACGGUGUAUGACCUGCUAAUAUUUUGAACACUUCGCCUAGACAAGUGUCAGGGAUUAAUCAUCGUUUCUUUAUACGCUUACUUGGUAGAAAUAGCCAUGUUGCGUUUAGCAGUUAGGCUGGAACGUUAUAAUUCAAUUGACUUUAUAUUCUUAAACGCUGAAACGCUUUUAUAAGUUUACCGAUAAAACUUACUCUCAUUUUCUCUUUAACAUAUCAAGUACUUACAUGUAUGCCUCGACACAAGCGUUUGAGUUCAGUUUAUUUUCUGGCUCAAUUCUUAGGUCAUGAUGAGAUCUCGCUCUAAAAGCCGUAGUUCUGUACAAUUUUAAUAAAUUACUAAAACAUUUUGCCGCAAAACCCGCUUGUUUUCAGGAAAACUAAUCGUGUGCAUAAAUUGCUUUCCCCAAGACCGCCUUUACUUGCGAUACCAACUCGGAAUACUUUUAUACGGAACUCUAAUCAAAAUUAUACUUGACACAUUACUUCUGCAAGAAAGUUUGUUGUUUGGCAUAAUAGGGCGAUAGUUUUUGCGUACUAGAUACUAAUACACAACGAAACUGAUCGUAGAUAUGGGUGGAAGUCUUUUUUUCUUGGAUACGUUGCUAAUGUAAUAAC
Pocillopora meandrina is the source of this 16045-nucleotide messenger RNA. The record is from the annotation of a GenBank genome assembly. NCBI's taxonomy places the organism in Eukaryota, Metazoa, Cnidaria, Anthozoa, Scleractinia, Pocilloporidae.